Messenger RNA from Stegodyphus dumicola, 3245 nucleotides. Its product is annotated as THUMP domain-containing protein 1. Gene Ontology annotation, molecular function: RNA binding. The record is from RefSeq and is a predicted model, not a curated record. Gene Ontology annotation, biological process: tRNA modification. NCBI's taxonomy places the organism in Eukaryota, Metazoa, Arthropoda, Arachnida, Araneae, Eresidae.
AUGUCAGCGCCUUCUCAAAGAACAAAACGCAAGAAUAAGAAAAAGUAUUUUCAGGCCCCUAAAAAGCAUAAAUCUGGAAUUUUGGAAUCUGGACUAAGAGGCUUUUUAAUAACUGGUAAUAAUGAACAUAAGUGUGUUAAGGAGGCAUAUAAUUUAUUAAAUGAAUAUGCAGAUGAAAUGUAUGGAAAUGAAACCCAGACAAACGAAGUUAAAUCUGCAUUGAGAGAUCUUGAUUUAGAGGCACAAUUAGCCAAAGAAAUAGAAAAUGUAAAAUGCCAGCAGAGAAGAUUUCAGCAAGUGUACACCAAUGUAAAAGAUGUUAUUUUCAUUAAAACAACACUGCUGGAUCCUACUGCUUUAGUGGAAUCAAUAUUUGAUAGCAUACUUCGAACCGGAAAAAGGAAAACAAGGUUUAUACAAAAACUGAAGCCAGUAGUAUUUACAUGUAAAGCAUUUGAAGAUGAUAUAAGAAAAUCAUUAGAUGAAUAUUUGCUCUCAUUUUUAAAUGAUGAAAAGAAUGUUUGUCUAACAUACAGCAUUGAUUGCAAAAUUCGUUACAAUAGCAAUACUUCUUCAUCUCACAUAAAGUGGUAUGUCCGAAAGUCAGUUGAAAAAAGUGCUCCAAAGUGGACACCUUCUUUAAUAGACCCAGAUAUUAUGAUAUUUGCACAUGUGCUGUGUACUAGUUGCUGCAUUAGUGUGUUAAAGAAUUAUACAGUUUAUAAAAAAUAUAAUUUAUCAGAAGUAGCAAAUUUGGGAAGCAAAAUGUAUCAAAAAAUGGAAAAUGCUGCUACUGAAACCAUUGCUUCAGCUGUAGGUAUACCAGCUGAAAUGAAUCCCAAAACUGUAGAAAUACAUGCUGAAGCUAACCCAGCAACUGUAGAAAUAUCUGCGGAAACUGUUGCUGAUCUAUCAACUGUAGAUAUAUGAUACAACAGUUUUUAAAAGAAAGUUUUGUGAAUAAUAUUACCAUAAGAUUAUCCUGUUACACAUAAACAAUAGUCUCAAUGUUUAUAAAGUACUUUUUGUAAGAUAUUUUUUCUAUAGCCCAAAUAAGUUUCCAUAAAACUGACUGUUUUAAAAAUUGAACUGAAAUGAGAAGAAAGUAAUCUAAGUAUAUACUGUCUACUGUUUAUUUUUGAUUUUAAAUAAAGUUUUCAAAAGUGUCUUGAAUUAUAUAUUUCUUAGAUGAAUUAAUGCAGAUAAUAUACAGAGUAUAACAAAAAUUAAUGGUCACAACUGUAAGGUGUGAUAGAAAUUUCCAAAACAAACAACUUUCAUCCUAUAAUGUGGGUUCAGAAAGCAAACAGCAAGCUGUAAGAGAACACUGGGUGCUUUCUCUAAAGUGGAGAACCCAUCAUUCAGCUGUUAUUUGUUGCCAGAGAUGCAGAAGUAUUCAUUUACAGGGAAAGUUCAUAUGCACCUUAUGUAUGGGGCUGCAAACGGUAAUGCUGUUGAAGUGGUAAGACUUUAUCAGGAGGAGUUUCCAAACUGGGUGUUGCCCAAUCUGAGAACAUUUCAAUGUUAGUAUAGGCAACUCUUGGAGAUGAGCUCAUUCCACAGCCAAAGAUGUGACACAGGUCAAUCAAGGAGUACAAGAAUGAUAAUCGAACAGAAGCAGCCCUUCAGGCAAUGGAUGACCAGCCUGAAGAAGCAUGCGAGCAGUAGCUUGUGACCAAAGUGUCAACCAUAUGAUGGUAUUGUAGCGAUCAUGUGGUUUGUGAAGCCUUGGUAGUUGCUUGCUCGAGUCGCCAUCUAUUAACACCAGUGAAAAGUGCAGCAUUGGAUGAGCAGGACCCAAACCUGGGUCGGUAUAUUACGAAUCAAAUUCUUUACCGCAAGCCCAAAAGAGCUCCAUUGCGCUAGGUUUAAGAAUUCCAGCUUUUUCAAAUUUGCGAGCAUAGAGUUGCUAUCACGAUUGCUACCAUAUGAUGUGCGUUACAUGAAAAAAAGUUACAACCUUACCAUCAACAGUGGGUCUGGACCUUAAAUGAAAAUUUCCACAAUAUGAAACAUUUGCAUUUUGGUUCCUUCAACAGAGCGUACUGCGUUCACAGUUUGCAGCAUGUGUUCUGUUUACAGACAAAACUAUAUGGGGAUAAGAAUGAAAAAGCAUUUUUGGUUCCAUUGGUUUGUCUUUCUCAAUUCUCAAAACCUUAAGGCAUGUGCAUCAUUUGGCACUUUGGCAGUAACAAUGCAAACUUUGUUCUGAAUUGAGAAAUAUAAUUCUUCGUUAGAUAUAGAGAAAGAUGUAUAUGUACAAGUACUAUAUAGAAAAAGAUGACUGAAAUCUGUGCCUACCCCUCAGAAAAGGGCAUAUUUUGCUAGCUUUUAAUUAAAAGUUAUCACUUUUGUUAAACAGUGCUGUGGAUAGAAUUGAAGAUAGUGUUAAUGAGGCAUAUGUUAGCAAUGUUAAUGAUCAAAUGGAAUAUGAUGACAUUCUCCUGAACUUGCCUCUAGCAGAGCCUUUGAGAAUUGCUAGAAAAUUCUGAGUCCAAUACCAGUAUUGAGAUAUUUGAUUAACAUAUAUAUGGAUUAAAAAAUAACACUUUUUUAGUUAUUUAACCUUUAAUAUUAUUUUUGUGAUCGAAUUAUUUGUUAAUCAUUUGACUUUAUUCAUAAGACGACUCCUAACUUCAAUCCUAAAAAUUCUUCCUUGGCUUAUACACGAAAAUAUAUGAUAGUUACAUUUGAAUUCCAAUUAAUAGUUUUGAAUAGCAGAAUUUCAAAAAGAAAAUACAAAAUUUAAUUUCUGCAUAUACAGAUAUUUUGCUGAAUUAAGACAGAUAAAUCUGUAAUAUAUAUAUAUAUAUAUGUAUAUAUAUACAUAUGAUGUCUUUCUCAUUGUAAUAAUUCUAAUUUUUCAUUCUUUCUCAUCACUCUUGCCCAAGCAGUCAGCCCAUUCUCCUGGAAUCAAACACAGGUUAAACUACCAGUGUUCUGUGACUUUGCCACUGUGGGCCUAAUACAAAGAAAUAUAAGACUGAUACUUAAGAUGGAUUGCACAUCCUUACACUAUGGUGACUUCGAAGUCACAGCACGGUUAGUUGUCUUUUUUUGUUUACCGUUAAUGACAUCAGAGUUUAAGUGCAAAACAUAGGGGAAGCAGAGCAAGGAAAUCCAUCCUCAAAAUUCUGGAAGAAAGUUUUAGUUUAUUUGGUUUGUUACUAAUACUGUGUUUAUCCAAAAUAUUAAUUAACAAUGAAAAUGGCAGUCACAGAAUACAUUCUGAAAAGGUAGUAAAA